Molecule: messenger RNA, 1974 nt
Organism: Chelonoidis abingdonii (Abingdon island giant tortoise)
Lineage: Eukaryota; Metazoa; Chordata; Testudines; Testudinidae
Source: RefSeq, a predicted model, not a curated record
AUACUCCCAGCACAGCACCGGGACAUGGAAUGUCCUUUAUGACAGUCACUCUCUCAAUCCUCCAUGCACCCUGAUCUGGUCUGAUUUCACCCCCUGUGCAGGGUUUCCCAUUCCCAAACCUGAGCUGAUCGCCCAGCUGGAACAAGGAGAAGAGCCAUGGGUGCCUGAUCUCCAGGCAUCGCAGCAAAGAGAGAUCUCAAGAGGCACCCUCACAGCAGGUGAUGACAGAGUGAGUGAGAACGAGCAGGGGAAUCAUGGGGAGCACAUUCCUGGGAAAGUGGAACCACAGGGGACCUUUGUGGGAAGACCUGAAGGGAAUUUUUCCCAGUGCUUGGAAGUGGGAGAAGCCUGGGGAAAUUGGCACAGGUCAGAGAAGCUGCUGGUUAACUACCCGAGGAAGGAAGUGGAUCAAUCCAUUCAAUGUUGGGGAGGAGACAAGGAUCCCACAGCCCGGCAAACAAAUCCCAAGGAAGAAAAACCCUGUCAGUGCCUCGAAUGUGGGAAAGGCUUCAUUCUGAGAUCACAGCUUGUGACACAUCAAACAAUCCAUACUGGAGGGAAACCCCUUCAGUGCUUGGACCGUGGAGAAAGCUUCAAUAACUGCUCAAACCUGAAUAACUAUGAGAGAAUCCACACGAGAGAGAAACCCUAUCAAGCACCUGAGUGUGGGAAAUGUCUGAGUUGCAAGUCAGCGCUAAUUACACACCAAAUAAGCCAAGCACAAGAGAGACCCUAUAAGUGCUUAGACUGUAGCAAAAGUUUCACAUGGAGAUCAUCCCUUAUUCAGCAUCAGGCAAUCCACACAGGAGAGAGACCCCAUAAGUGCUUGGACUGUGGGAAAAGUUUUAUACGUAGGUCAGACCUUGUUAAACAUCAGGCAUUCCACACGGGAGAGAGACCCCAUAAGUGCUUGGACUGCGGGAAAAGUUUCAUACAGAGGUCAGACCUUGUUAAACAUCAGUCAAUCCACACAGGAGAGAGACCCCAUAAGUGCUUGGACUGUGGGAAAAGUUUCACACAGAGAUCAUAUCUUGCAACACAUCAGAUGAUCCACACAGGAGAGAGACCUCUUAAGUGCUUAGACUGUGGAAAAAGUUUCAGAGACAGAUCAGCCCUUAUUAAACAUCAGGCAAUCCACACAGGAGCGAGACCCCAUAAGUGCUUAGACUGCGGGAAAAGUUUCAUUCAGAGAUCAGAUCUUGUUAGACAUCAGGCAUUCCAUACAGGAGAGAGACCUCAUAAGUGCUUGGACUGUGGGAAAAGUUUCAUAUGGAGGUCAGACCUUGUUAAACAUCAGGCAAUCCACACAGGAGAGAGACCGCAUAAGUGCUUGGACUGUGAGAAAAGUUUCAUACAGAGGUCAGACCUUGUUAAACAUCAGGCAGUCCACACAGGAGAGAGACCCCUUAAGUGCUUAGACUGUGGAAAAAGUUUCAGAGACAGAUCAGCCCUUGUUAAACAUCAGGCCAUCCACACAGGAGAGAGACCCCAUAAGUGCUUGGACUGCGGGAAAUGUUUCAUUCGGAAGUCAGAUCUUGUUAGACAUCAGGCAUUCCACACAGGCGAGAGACACCAUAAGUGCGUCGACUGUGGGAAAAGUUUCACACAGAGAUCAUAUCUUAUAAUACAUCAGAGGAUCCACACAGGAGAGAGACCCCAUAAUUGCUUGGAUUGUGGGAAAAGUUUCACGAACAGGUCAGCCCUUGUUAGACAUCAGGCAAUCCACACAGGAGAGCGACCCCAUAAGUGCUUGGAUUGUGGGAAAAGUUUCACACAGAGAUCACACCUCAUUAAACAUGGGAGAAUCCACUCAAGAUCUAAACUUCUGUGACAGAUGGCCAGAAAGGGUUAAGAAACUUGUAGGGUAAUUGACCCAGAUUCAACUUUAGAGACAUGUUUGAAAAGUGUGUAAAUGGUAAUUAGGGCCAUGCCACAUUAGAUAGAUUAGAACUUUGAAAUGUAAACUUUUAUUGU